Messenger RNA from Naegleria gruberi, 963 nucleotides. RefSeq names its product polyubiquitin. Bases 23 to 940 code for a protein of 305 amino acids. Gene Ontology annotation, cellular component: nucleus; cytoplasm. Gene Ontology annotation, molecular function: protein tag activity; ubiquitin protein ligase binding. NCBI's taxonomy places the organism in Eukaryota, Heterolobosea, Eutetramitea, Acrasida, Naegleriidae. The record is from RefSeq and is a predicted model, not a curated record. The transcript has a single exon. Gene Ontology annotation, biological process: protein ubiquitination; modification-dependent protein catabolic process.
AAAAAAAACAACUAAUAACACAAUGCAAAUUUUCGUUAAAACAUUAACAGGAAAGACUAUCACUUUAGAAGUUGAAUCCAACGAUACUAUUGAAAAUGUUAAGAGCAAGAUUCAAGAUAAGGAAGGUAUUCCUCCAGAUCAACAACGUUUGAUUUUCGCUGGUAAACAAUUGGAAGAUGGAAGAACCCUUUCUGACUAUAAUAUUCAAAAGGAAUCAACCCUUCACUUGGUCCUCAGAUUGAGAGGUGGUAUGCAAAUCUUUGUCAAGACUUUGACUGGUAAGACUAUCACUUUAGAAGUUGAAUCAAACGACACUAUUGAAAAUGUUAAGUCAAAGAUCCAAGACAAGGAAGGAAUCCCUCCAGAUCAACAAAGACUUAUCUUUGCUGGUAAGCAAUUGGAAGAUGGUAGAACUCUCUCUGACUAUAACAUUCAAAAGGAAUCAACUUUGCAUUUGGUUUUAAGAUUAAGAGGUGGUAUGCAAAUUUUCGUUAAAACACUCACUGGUAAAACUAUCACUCUUGAAGUUGAAUCAAAUGAUACUAUUGAAAAUGUCAAGUCUAAAAUUCAAGACAAAGAAGGAAUUCCACCAGAUCAACAAAGAUUGAUUUUUGCUGGUAAACAAUUAGAAGAUGGAAGAACCUUAUCUGAUUACAAUAUUCAAAAGGAAUCUACUUUGCACUUAGUUUUGAGAUUGAGAGGUGGUAUGCAAAUUUUCGUCAAAACAUUAACAGGAAAGACAAUUACAUUGGAAGUUGAAUCCAAUGAUACUAUUGAAAAUGUCAAAUCAAAGAUUCAAGAUAAGGAAGGUAUCCCUCCAGAUCAACAACGUUUGAUUUUCGCUGGUAAACAAUUAGAAGAUGGAAGAACAUUAUCCGAUUAUAAUAUUCAAAAGGAAUCAACUCUUCAUCUUGUUUUGAGAUUAAGAGGUGGUAAUUAAAUAAAUUUGUAAUAAUUUAAACU